This is a messenger RNA of Lolium rigidum, 1714 nucleotides long. Its product is annotated as probable carboxylesterase 8. Bases 1 to 1536 code for a protein of 511 amino acids. NCBI's taxonomy places the organism in Eukaryota, Viridiplantae, Streptophyta, Magnoliopsida, Poales, Poaceae. The record is from RefSeq and is a predicted model, not a curated record. Gene Ontology annotation, molecular function: hydrolase activity. The transcript has 2 exons.
AUGACGAGUGAGGAGUUGCAUGCUCAUUUUACCCACCUCUUGGGUGGGCAUGCAACCGACGUGGAUGGGAGCCUUGCUGAUGUUGACGCUAAACUCACCGACGCGUUGGACAAGAUGGAUGGCCUCGAGGCAGCUUUCAACUCCAAGCUCGACGCCGAGUUCCAGGAGUUGAUGGUUCGGUUUCCUCAGCCUCGCGACAACGUGCGACGACGUGCACGUCGCGUUCCUCGUGCGGAGGUUCCAGCGGGUACCGCUCCUGUUGCAGCAGCCGCACUUGACGCGCCUUCUGAUGAAGGAUACAAGGAUUAUGGAGGGUACGAGGACGAGCAAGCAGAUGAGAACGUGCUGGAUGACGAGGAGGUCCAACAACUUGCACUUGGUCGUCCACGCCGCGCACGCCAGCGCCUGCAGCCGCCGCGCUCAGCUUAUAAACGUGCGCCCUCUGCACAGCACUGCCUAUCUAUCUCCUGCACCGUCGCCCUCGCUAACGCUGCACCCGCAUCGAGCGUGGAGGAGGAGGUGAAGCAAAGCCUCGUCGAGCAAACAAUGGCCGACGCCGCCACGGCCAAAGAUCUUGCCGCGGCCGCGCUGCCGCCGCCGUCCAAGUCGGAGAACAUCUUCAUGCAGAUCGCCGUCCACCCGGACGGCACCAUCACGCGCCCCGUCAUCCCGUCCGUCCAGGCAUCGCUCGACGCGGCCGUCUCCAGCAGGGACGUGCCCCUGGACGCCUCCCUCGGCACGUACAUCCGGCUCUACCUCCCAAACCCCGUCGACCCGCCGCCAUCCACAAAACUCCCCAUCAUCCUCUACUUCCACGGCGGCGGCUACGUGAUCUUCUCCGCGGACACGGUCUUCUACCACGCCUCGUGCGAGGCCAUGGCGGCGGCCGUCCCGGCCAUCGUGGCCUCCGUCGACUACCGCCUGGCGCCCGAGCACCGGCUGCCCGCCGCCUACGACGACGGCGUGGCCGCCAUGAUGUGGCUCCGCGACGCGGCGCACCAGGAUCCCUGGAUCGCUGCGCGUGGCGAUCUCUCCCAAUGCUUCCUCAUGGGCAGCAGCUCCGGCGGGAACCUCGUGUUCAACGCAGCAGUCCGGACCAGGGGUGUCGACCUGAGCCCCGCCACCGUGCGGGGCGUCCUGAUGCACCAGCCCUACGUGGGCGGCGUGGAGCGCACGCCGUCCGAGGCCGCGUCCGAGGAUGACUUGAUGGUGCCGCUGGAGGCCAACGACAAGCUGAUCGCCCUCGCGCUGCCCCUGGGCGCGGACCGCGACCACGAGUUCAGCAACCCGGAGAAGGCGAUGGCACCCGAGGCACUGGCCGGCCUGCCGCGGUGCAUGGUCUCGGGGAGCGACGGUGACCCGCUGAUCGACAGGCAGAGAGGGUUCACCGCCUGGCUGCGGGACGGCGGCGUGGACGUGGUCGACAAGACGGACAUCUCCGGGUUUCACGCCGCUGAGCUCUUCAUUCCCGAGAAGGCCGAAGAGCUCUUCGCGGCCGUGCGAGAGUUCGUCCACGGCCGCGGAGGUGACGCUUGACGCUCAUCCGCUUGCUCGCCGGUCGGUCCUCGAUCGGCCUGGUUGACUUGAUGAUCGAUGUCAGGCAAUGUCCAGUUUCUGAAUUCAAGUGUUAUGUCUUGUGAGCAAUAAUUCACCACUGUUCGUAGCGUGGUGCUGUCCAUUAUUGAAGUGUUGUUGAAAAUGUUCUUAUCUUGAA